Molecule: messenger RNA, 375 nt
Organism: Racocetra persica
Lineage: Eukaryota; Fungi; Glomeromycota; Glomeromycetes; Diversisporales; Gigasporaceae
Source: the annotation of a GenBank genome assembly
AUGGAAAACAAUCAUGAAGAACUUCAGACUGAACUAUCACUUUUUCUUGAAAAUAUUGAAGAAUAUAGCCCAUUAAUAGAAUAUGAAAAUAACACCUCAAUAUUGCAUAAAAGUGUUAUUAAUCCUACUCAAAAUAGUAGUAUUUUAAAAUAUAACUUGAACAAAUUGAUUAUGAAAAAAUGUUAUCCUUUAGUAAAACAUGAAAAUAACCUCAUGAUAUGGCAUGAAGGUGUUAUCAACCCUGUUCAAAAUAGUAAAUUAGUUAUGAAAAAAUGUAAUCAUUUAGUAGAACAAGACAAUAGCCUUAUGAUAGAGUAUGAAAGUACUCAGAAUAGUAAUAUGAUAGGGAAUAAUAGAAUUUACAUAGAAGAACAG